Messenger RNA from Alnus glutinosa, 1546 nucleotides. RefSeq names its product pentatricopeptide repeat-containing protein CRP1 homolog, chloroplastic-like. The transcript has 2 exons. Lineage: Eukaryota; Viridiplantae; Streptophyta; Magnoliopsida; Fagales; Betulaceae. Gene Ontology annotation, molecular function: protein binding; structural constituent of ribosome; RNA binding. The record is from RefSeq and is a predicted model, not a curated record. The coding region runs from base 211 to 1326 and encodes 371 amino acids. Gene Ontology annotation, cellular component: ribosome. Gene Ontology annotation, biological process: translation.
AUUUGCAAUUUCCGUCUCAAUUAAAAUUCGUUGGCAAUUUCCGUCUCAACUGAAAUUCGUCACGGUUAUAAUCUCAAAAUUUGUAGAAAAGGAGGUUAUUGAGGUGAAUACCUCGGAGAGAUCUCAGCCGUCUGUUUCAUCCAUCUAGUAUCUCCCUCACCUCCUCGCCGGCCGCCGCUACGCUCCCUUCCCCAUAAGGAAGGAUUCUCAAUGGCGGGCAGAACAUUAACAUCUCGGACUCGGGCCUUUUUGCGGGCGUCUAACCCUACUCCCUCUCUCCCUCUGACCUUUCGUAAGCGUAUCUCAACAUUCCAUGCCUCACCACCAUUUCCAUCGGUAUCCUUAUUGCCAGCAUCAGCACGCAGCAUAAGCUCUUCUUUUCCAAGCAGAGGGCAUUCUGGAGCAGUGCUUCCGAUAACAUUCCAUUCUAUUUACAGACAAGGCAGAUUAUUUUCCGCGCAAGUAACCGCCGAGCUCAGCAUACAAACCAGAUUAUCCAACCCAAAAGCAAUCACCGAGAUCAGUACCGAGGACCCAAAAGACUUGCUACAAAUUUUCUGCAACGUGAGGACCAAAGAAGGCAUCCGCAGCAAUGCCCUCAAGAUGCUCGACGCUUUGUCCAAAGAUGGACUCACCCAUGAGGCCUCGGAAAUCUCCGCUCAGAUCAAGGACAAUGGUCCCAUGCCUGGCGUGGUGGCACACACCGCCGUCAUCGAGGCUUAUGUCAAUGCCAGCCAGCCCAAGGAGGCCCUCAGGGUGUAUAUGCGGAUGCUUGCCGCAGGGAUUGCCCCCAAUGCCUACACUUACACGGUUCUUAUUAAGGGGCUCGCUACGGAUGCUAAACACACUGGGGACGCCAAGAAGUAUGUGAUGGAAAUGUUGGGAAAAGGGAUGAAACCCAAUGCGGCGACCUACACGGCCGUGUUUGAGGCCUUGUCCAAGGAGAAGCAGCUGAACGAGGCCAGGGAAUUUCUGGAGCAGAUGAAGAGUGAGGGAUUUUUGCCCGAUGAGAAGGCUGUGAGAGAGGUCCUUAACAACAAGCUAGGACGAUCAUCUAUAUGGAAGCCCGCUUUUGUUGAUGCAUUUCUGUUGAAAAAUAAGAAGAAGAAAGAUCUUCUUAUGAACAGGAAAGUUUGGUCCCGUAGAUCUUCUAUUUUGCCGGAAUUCGUUGGUUGCUCCUUCCGAAUUUACAAUGGAAAAAAUCAUAUUCGUUGUAAGAUCACUGAAGAAAAGGUUGGUCAUAAAUUUGGAGAGUUUGCUUUGACACGGAAACGAAGAGUGAGAACAGCUACUACUGUACAGGGGAAAAAGAAGGGGAAAAAGUAAAUUCAGCGCAUUGAUAUGAUCCUAAUUUUAAGUGUUUAUUUAUUUAUCAUCAAUUAUCAUGCUUUCCUACUUUUGCACUAGUCGUGCCGAGUCUGAUUUUGUAGUGUCGAAAACUAAGGAGAUUGUUAAGCUCCCAUUUCCUAUUUCCUGCGUCUUGUGAAAAGCUUGUAGAUGCCGUAUGGCUCAUCAAGUAAUGAAUGAAAAUUUACCUUUCAUCUAA